Molecule: messenger RNA, 2067 nt
Organism: Leishmania braziliensis MHOM/BR/75/M2904
Lineage: Eukaryota; Euglenozoa; Kinetoplastea; Trypanosomatida; Trypanosomatidae
Exons: 1
Coding region: 1-2067 (688 amino acids)
Source: RefSeq, a predicted model, not a curated record
AUGUCAGAUGUGGAGAUGACUAGCUCACAUAGCGGACCCCGACGCAAUCGCGCGACAGUCCUGCCACCGGCGCUCCGAUCGGCGCCGCGAGAAGCCGAGAAGCACCUCUCGUCGGCAGCAUCCAUGACGGACUUGACUACCAAGUGUCGCCCAUUGAACGACACGGUGAUGCGGUCUACGUACGCCGACGCGAACGCGGAACGCGGCCUGCAGGAACUGCCGGCAGUCAGCCCGGGUGCCGCCCACCGCCGUAGUGGAAUCGAACUCUCCAUGGAUGGUGUGUCGCUUUGCAGGCCGAGGUGUCGGUGCCUGCGGCGCCAGAUGGUGACACACCUUAACAGCUGCAGUCUGCGCAUCCCCCCAGGCUCGGUGCACUGCAUCACGUCCCUCCGCUCAAUGUACAGCCGCUGCGCACUGGCUGUGUUGGCAGGUGUGGACGCUGUCGCCCAUGCCGAAGGGACGGCGCUGGCAAACACAUACCCGACGACAGCCCUCCGCUACCGCCGCCAGGUUGGAUACGUGGCCUCGCUGGACGGCAUUAUUCUGGAGGCUACCGUGUCUGAAAACCUGCUCUUCGCCAUUCAACUCCGGUUCGACGCGGACGCACGGACGGAGAGGAAGCUGAUUCGGAAAGCAGCGGCAGAUGCGCUGCUGACGGAUUACUUGCACGUUCGCGCCUCUCUGCUAUGUCCGGCGCGCCGGUAUCUGCUGGCGCUCGCCAUGGAGCUCGUGGCUGAGCCCAUCGUGCUGCUCCUUGAAGACCCUCUCCCACUCUUCUCACUGGCCCAUCUGCAGCUGUUUGCUCGCAUGCUCCAUCGCCUGCACCACCGCAACCCAAACGGCACAGUCGUGUGGAGCGGCUCAACGAUUCCGUGGACACUCUUCGACCACAUCGACGGCCUCACGCUGCUGAGCGCGGAUGGCAAGACAUUCUACACCGGCCACAAGAAGGGUGUGGAGGCCUUCCUGCAGGAAGACCUCGGCAUCCUGUGCGUCCCUGGUGAAGACGUGGUCGAUAUCAUGGCUCAGAUGGAGCUGGAUACGGCUGCCAUCACGCGCGCGCUCUUGUCGUUCCGGAACAGCCGGUACAAUCUCCAGCUGCAGCACGACCUGCAGGCGCAUCGCGCCCGUAUCGAGACGAACACCUUUGCCACGCUGCCCGAAGAAACACGUGCCCCGCCCCACUACCUGCGCAUGCAGUGGCUCCUCCUGGUGCACGCGCUGCGCGGCAACGUGGUGGGCAGGACGGCGCUCGUGCCGUGGGUGGGACUCUUGGUUGUCAUUCUGCUGGUGUGCGUCCUCGUGGCGCUCACAGACGGCGAGGGACAGGGCGACAUGCAAAACGUGCGUGGGGUGCUCUUCCUGCUGCUCUCGUGCUCUGUUCAGAUCAACUCCAUUUUUCUGAAGGCAGAGCUGCGAAACUGGCGUGCGUUUCAGUCGCUCAAGGAUACGCUGCACAUCUCCGUCACCCCCUACUUUGUGGCCACGAUUGUGCGUCUCGUUGCACCCCGUCUGUGCUUCGCGCUCGCCGGCUGCAGCUGCGCAGCUGUCAUUUUUCAGGAGGCCGCCGUCGUGUCCCUCAGCAUUAUGAUGGCGCUCACCAGUUUCACACACGCCUCUCUUGGACUCGUGGCGGUGUAUUGGCUUCCACGCUUCGACUAUCUGCUGCUACUCAAUCACGUCUACUACGGUUACUGCGUCAUUACCAGCGGCUUUUUUAUCAGCCUCACUUCGAUCCCGCGGUUCUUUCAGUUUCUCUCCAUUCUCCGUAUCGGCUAUGGUGGCUUGCUGGCGACAGAGCUGCGUGGACGCACCUUCGGCUGCGACGCCACAUCUCCGGGAUCACACAUGGAAUCUAGUAGCAACAUCAGCCGUAGCGCCAGUGCCGCUCUCACCCCGUCCUCACUGUGCUACACCGGACAGCAGUACUUGGAUUUGAUAGGGCUCUCCGACGACAGCUGGGGAAUGUCGGCGCUGGUCCUGUUGUGGUUGUCUUUUGGUAUCAUGAUCACGCUGUGGCUUAGCAUGCACAUCAGCUCUAGCGCGAAGCUCUUUUCCUCCACUUGA